UACAUUAACGCACGAAGUCAGUUUUAACAAAUGAUAUUUCACACCUGUAGGCUGUUUACGCAUCUGACUCGUUUAGCACUUCGUCCGGAGUCAUGCUUCCAUCGCAGAUUUUCUUACAUUCGCAACAUUGCUGUUGUUGCUCACGUUGACCAUGGUAAAACCACUCUUGUGGAUGGUCUUUUGCGCUGUAGUGGUGAAACUCUGACUCACAGUCGUGCUUUGGAUAGCAAUGAGCUGGAGAAGGAAAGGGGUAUCACCAUAUGUUCCAAGGUCACCAGGGUUGAAUGGUCUGGUAAGACAUUUAACAUUGUUGACACACCUGGUCACGCUGACUUUGGUGGUGAGGUUGAGCGUAUUUUGAACAUUGUGGAUUGCGUAUGUCUAUUAGUUGAUGUUGUUGAGGGACCUAAACCUCAGACUACUUUUGUUUUGCGCAAGGCACUGGAGAACCCUGCCCUAAGAGCCUUGGUUGUGGUCAACAAAUGUGACCGUGAGUGUAACAAGACUCAAUCGGAUAUAGAGAAUGAGUUAUUCGAGCUUUUUGUCAACUGCGGUGCCUCCGAUGACCAACUUGAGUUCCCUGUUCUUUUUGCCUCUGCUAAGGAAAACUGGGUAUCCCAUUCAUUUCCCAUUGACCGUUCAUCAGUCCACGAUACUUCUUUAAUUCUUGAAUCAUUAUCUCAGGUUGCUCCCGCUCCUGUUGUGGCUUCGCAUGACUUCUUUACGCUCCAGGUAUCUCUCCUUGACUUCGAUGAGGGUUGCACUUUGAUCACUGGUAAGGUGAAUAGCGGCAGUGUGAAGAAAGGUGAUACCCUACAUGUGAAGGAUCCGAGUGGAAAGGUGAAGGGUCACAUGGUAGUAAAAGACAUUUACGUUGCGAGGCGUGAAGGCAAAGUCAAAUGGAACGGUGUGGCCCGUGUGGGUGACAUCAUAUCUAUCCAAUGUCACAAGGGUGUCAUUCCCGAAAUUAACGAUACUGUUGGCUCAUGCACUAAUUUUGAUGCUUUGGAGCCUGUCAAAAUAUCCGAACCCGUUAUUUCCGUUAUGAUUUCGGCAAACAGCAGUCCAUUGGCUGGUACUGAUGGCAAGCUCCAGACAACUGCCGACAUUGGCAAGCGCUUGAUGCACGAGGCCAAGCGCAACCUGACUCUGCGUGUUGAAGAAAAUGCAGAUAAAACGGCAUUUUAUUUGAAAGGUCGAGGUGAACUCCAGAUUGGAGUGUUACUGGAAAACAUGCGACGUGAGGGCUAUGAGAUGACUGUUUCUCCACUAUCUGCUAUAACCAAGAUUGGUGACGAUGGUGUCGAGAUGGAGGCUUUACAGCAAUUGUUAGUUAUAUGUCCAAGCGACAUGGCCCCUAAUGUAGUGGACCUAUUAUCAUCCCGUGGCGUUGAGGUAGUAUCAUAUUCAGAUUGCCAAGGUGGUACUGAGAAGUUUACUCAGUUGGAAUUCUUGGGUACUACCACUCAAUUACUUGGUUUAAUGAUUUCUCUGCGCGAUAUCACUCGGGGACGUGGUGAGAUUGCUGUGUCAACUGUGGACUACCGUCCCUACGAGAAGAACAACCAGAAUUUCCGCAAGAAUGGCUGCCUUAUAUCUAGCUGCGCUGGCGUGGCUACUCCAUUUGGUCUCGAACCGGCUAUGUCCAAGGGCUCGCUUUUCAUUUCGGAAGGUACACGUGUCUACGAGGGCAUGGUGAUUGGUGAAUCGGGUAAUGAUAAAGACCUUUAUUUAAACGUAGUGAGAACAAAACCUGUGACUGGUAUGCGCAACAAAGGGAGCGAACAAAUCAUAAGGAUCGUUUCGAGGCAGCUUACUGUAGAGCAGGCACUGGCAUUCCUGACCCAUGAUGAGCAGCUUGAGCUAACUCCAAAACGCAUUGCUAUCAGGAAGAAGCAACUAACUAAGCGAUAAUGUAGAUGUUUUGUUUGUUUAUUAU
Babesia bovis T2Bo is the source of this 1939-nucleotide messenger RNA. RefSeq names its product Elongation factor Tu GTP binding domain family protein. The record is from RefSeq and is a predicted model, not a curated record. The transcript has 2 exons. Gene Ontology annotation, cellular component: cytosol; ribonucleoprotein complex. Bases 31 to 1914 code for a protein of 627 amino acids. NCBI's taxonomy places the organism in Eukaryota, Apicomplexa, Aconoidasida, Piroplasmida, Babesiidae. Gene Ontology annotation, molecular function: GTPase activity; GTP binding.